Messenger RNA from Erigeron canadensis, 620 nucleotides. RefSeq names its product upstream activation factor subunit UAF30-like. The transcript is spliced from 2 exons. Gene Ontology annotation, cellular component: nucleus. Bases 122 to 469 code for a protein of 115 amino acids. The record is from RefSeq and is a predicted model, not a curated record. NCBI's taxonomy places the organism in Eukaryota, Viridiplantae, Streptophyta, Magnoliopsida, Asterales, Asteraceae.
CAUUCUGAAUAAAAACCUCUCUAGGGUUUUUCGCUGCUUUUUAUUUCUUUCCAAACACACUUAUUUUAUUUUCCUCUAAAUAAAAGCUUGAGAAACAAUAAAUCUUUCACACUGUGAAAAAAUGACUUUUGUGAAACGUGCUUUCAGUCAAGCUUCCAGAGCUCUCAUGGCGGCCUCCAACACCUCCGCCAUCGUCGUCGCACCUAAGCAAGGCAGUUCCGCCGGUAUCCGCAAAGUCGUUCCGGUGUCUCCGUCUCUCGCCGAGUUUUUCGGUGCUCCUGAAGUUUCUCGAACUGAUGCAAUGAAAAAAGUUUGGGUCUACAUUAAGGAAAAUAACCUUCAGAACCCAUCUAACAAAAAAGAGAUCCUCUGUGAUGCGAAGCUAAAGACUAUUUUCAAUGGGAAAGACCAAGUUGGGUUCCUGGAGAUUGCAAAGCUGCUAUCACCACACUUUGUGAAGUCUGGUUGAUCUUGCUAUCAAAUCAAAAACUUGUUACAUGAUGUGAAUGUUAAUUUUGGAUUUAUUAGGAAACCCAUCUGCUCUCAUGGCUAUGCUUUUUGUUUCGGCGAUCUUUUGAAACAUGGCCUACAAAAUUUUAACUGAUGGCGCUUGUUAGUCA